Molecule: messenger RNA, 360 nt
Organism: Ectocarpus sp. CCAP 1310/34
Lineage: Eukaryota; Phaeophyceae; Ectocarpales; Ectocarpaceae
Source: the annotation of a GenBank genome assembly
AUGGCUGCGGCCAAGCACCUACUACGGUACCUACGCGGAACGCCGGACCUGCCGAUCGUGUACAAGAAGGGGCAGUUCAGACUCUCAUGCUUCACUGACUCGUCAUUUGGAGCCAACCCAGACAACGGCAGGUCUACCACCGGAUACCUGUUCUUCCUAGGAGGGGGACUGAUCAGCUACGGAGCCAAGGCACAGACUCUCGCAGCACAGAACACCGUGGAGGCCGAACUUCAAGCGCUGAGCUUCAGUGCUCGCGAGGCAGUCAUCAUAUCCAAGUUCAUGACGGAAAUCGGAUUCAAGACCUUUCGAUCGGUACCCAUCAACAGCGACAGCACCGGAGCAUUGACUGUGGCCAGCAAC